Molecule: messenger RNA, 1101 nt
Organism: Geosmithia morbida
Lineage: Eukaryota; Fungi; Ascomycota; Sordariomycetes; Hypocreales; Bionectriaceae
Product: Glutathione-dependent formaldehyde-activating enzyme
Exons: 1
Coding region: 1-1101 (366 amino acids)
Source: RefSeq, a predicted model, not a curated record
AUGUCUACCGCUGGGAAGGGAAAUAGAAAACUCAAAGCCAAGUGCUUCUGCGGCUCCGUCCACUUCAUGCUGGAUGUAUCGCCGUCCCAUCUGCCUCUACACGUCCAUCUCUGCCAUUGCAGCUACUGCCACUACCGGUUAGGAGCUCCAUGUGUCUUCCACUUUAAAGCUCCGAAGGACGCUGCUCUCCGAUACAUCGCUCCGUCCAGCACCGCCAAAGUAUCGAGGUAUACGCCCCUGGAAGCCUCAGGCGCCGGGGUUCUGCUCGAACGUGGCUGUCACAUAUUCGACGAGAGUCUCUCCGAAGAUGGCCGUUUGGCCCCGUCGUCUUCCAUAUUCGAGGACCAGAGCGACGCCGUCUUCCAGAUCAAGAGACACAUAUAUAGCCACUCUGCCAAGGACGGCGGUCCGGCCAGCUGCAUGUCGCCUAAUAUUAACAGCCGUCUGAUUGAGGACUGGAACCACCCCAAAGAGGGCCAACCCGAUGCCAAGAUCGUCGAGUCACGGCAGGAGCACCAUGCCGAUGGGACCAAGAGGCUGCGCGUCCAGUGCCACUGUGGCGGCGUCUCCUUCACAUUCACGCGGCCAACGGCAGACAUGGUCGCGGAUACCGAGCAUUUCGCCAAAUCCGUCUCGCCGGUCGACCCAGCUAAGUGGCGCGCCACUUGGGACGUGUGCAGCGACUGUCGUCUCGUCAACGGUACGCAUGUCGUGGGCUGGACCUACAUACCUCGGAUCCUCUGCGAUCCUCCCAUAGCUCGAGACCUCAAGAUUGGCACCUUGAGGGUGUAUGCAAGCUCCCCCGACGUCCAGCGAUCGUUCUGCACCACUUGCGGCGCCACCGUCUUCUUCACCCACGCCGACAGAUGCCCCUCGGACGAGAAGCAGAUAGUCAACGUGGCGACGGGCCUGCUUAGGGCCCCAGAGGGAACCAUGGCUGAGGACUGGCUUACUUGGAAGUCGAGUCUAAGCCACCCAGACAACGGCAGGCGCUUCGAUACAGGGUUUUUCGAUGCGUUGGCAGCCGGCAUGCGGACGUGGACGACCCAGCGCUAUGGGAGAGAGCUAGACUUUAUAAUCCCUCGCAAGAGAUACAUGUAG